CCAAAUCAGAUCAAAAAGGACGUCUUCUUCCUCCUCAAAGCUCGGAUUCCCACCAUUGUUACCUUCAACUUCAAACUUUCAUAUCUUUCUCAUUUUAGCUCCAAAUUUUACACCAUGUGCAGCACGGUGUACUGAUCCCACUAAUACAGGCAAUGGCGGAUCCAGAAAAAGAGUGUAUUGGGGGCAGGAUCUUACUAACUUCAUCGCUUUUCAUCUUUUGCUUCAAAUAAAUUUGUUUAAUACUGAAAAACCUAAGAGUAAAACAGAUGCAGAGUGGAAUAUUUUGCAUAGACAGGUUUGUGGGCAUAUUCGUCAAUGGGUUGAUGAUAAUGUUUUGAACCAUAUAUCAGCGGAGAGACUCAUGCUCGCACUUUGUGGAACAAGCUUGAACAGUUGUAUGCUAGAAAGACCGGGAACAAUUAAUAGAGUAAUUAAUACCAUUAAUUAGGUUUCCAUCUUUAUUAAGUUUCCUAAUGUAUUCAGG
Cuscuta epithymum is the source of this 484-nucleotide messenger RNA. NCBI's taxonomy places the organism in Eukaryota, Viridiplantae, Streptophyta, Magnoliopsida, Solanales, Convolvulaceae. The record is from the annotation of a GenBank genome assembly.